GAGGAAGAGGAGGAAGGAGGAGAAGAAGAAGAAAAGAGGAGGAAUAAAGAGGAAGUGGAAGGAAAGGAGAGGAGAGGAGGGAUUUACACUGAGAGAAGUUUGACACGAAUGCAGGCUGUGCUGGGAAUAAUAGCCCGGGACGUAUAAAGUGUGCGUGCCAGUGCGGGAUAAAUCAGUCCGGGUUUGGCACGGCUUGAGUUUAGGUGUGCCACCAGGCUGGACUUUGAAGUUGUUUUUUUUAAUAUCUGGAAUAAGCAUCAAAGCUCCGGAGCUGGUUACUUCCCUGCACCGCAGCAGCACAGCGGUCAGCUCAUGCAUGCACCGCCUGGCACUCAGCCUGCUCUGGAAACUGCUUUUCACGGGGAGUUUGGCACUCGGCAGGUCCCACUCGGUCAAAGCUAGAUUUCCACUUUUUUUUCUAACACAGCCGUGUGUCGCCACCAGCGGCCAGUCUGCGCGGUGCACGCCGGGGCAGGGAGCCUCUCUGGCGGGGAAGUACAGCACGGAGAGUCGGUAACGGAUCCGGAGCUGUUUUUUCCCCCUCUGGAUCCUGCUCGCUCCUUGUGACACUACUUUGAACCGGGACUGCUGCGUGUUUUUGCAGCAGUGUCCCCCGGAGAUUUGGCGUUGUUAUUUUCGCUGGACGUGUCAGUUGUCCCCUGACAGUUAGUUUGUUUGUCGGAGUGUUUUGGCUCGGAGGGCAACUUGGUGUCGUCGUGGAGGGAUUUUCUCCAGACUUGGAGCAGUGACAGCGGGGUUUAACUGGCGGAAUAAUCAAUAAACAAAAAGCCGUCCUGUGUGAGGAGUGUAUGAGGCUAACACACAAGUAGCUCCAAACCGAGCCGAGCCGAGCCAGACCCGACCAUGCCAGUCAGAAAGAAAGACGCACAGCGAGCCCUGCUGCUGCUGGAGGAGUACCGGGCCAAGCUGCACCACGCCGAGGACCGGCAGCUCCGACACUCCAUCCAGAGGGUCAUCGACAUCUUCCAGAGCAACCUCUUCCAGGCUCUCAUAGAUAUCCAGGAAUUUUACGAAGUGACCUUAUUGGACAGUCAGAGAUGGGCGGAGUCUUCCAAGGCAGCAGACCCCAUGGCGCCCGUCCACCUGUGGGACUUCUCCAGCCUUCAAAGCACAACGGUGACCUCGGACACUCUGCCCAGCCUUAGCACCAGCAUCGAGAAGUACAGGCACCACGAUGAGGACUCGUCCCCCCAGGACCAGAGCUCCCCCCAGCUGACGGAGGAGGCGGGGGGGCCAGAGCUGGUCCAGGUAGCAGAGAAGAACCUUUCCCAGAUCGAGAAUGUGCACGGAUACGUCACCCACGCUCACAUCUCACCUAUGAAGGUAGCAUCUCUGGAGUGCAUCUUUGACGGCUCCUCAGCGUUAGGACAGCAGCACCUCCCGGAGCUCCCCUCCCCUUCGUCCUCCACCCUCUAUACCCACGGCGAGGACAGCCCCCUCCCCUCCUGCUCCUCCAACCCCUACCCCCCAAUCCAGCAGGCAGAGGCCACCCCGCCCUCCUCUCCCAUAAUCCCUGUGAUCCCAGUCUCACCAAUCGCAGCCGAGACCACCAUCAUCCCUCCGACGUCACAGGCCAACCCUCCCCCUGUGGUGGUCAACACGGACAGCCUGGACACGCCUCCAUAUGUGAACGGGACGGAGGCUGAUUAUGAGUACGAGGAGAUCACGCUGGAGAGGGGGAACUCGGGUCUGGGCUUCAGCAUCGCGGGCGGCACAGACAACCCUCACAUCGGUGAAGACCCCAGCAUCUUCAUCACCAAAGUCAUACCUGGAGGAGCCGCUGCUCAGGACGGACGGCUCAGGGUUAAUGAUGUCAUCCUGAGAGUUAACGAGGCGGAUGUUCGGGAUGUGACCCACAGCCGAGCCGUGGAGGCCCUGAAGGAGGCCGGCUCGCUGGUUCGACUCUACGUCCGCAGGAGGAAACCCGUCUCAGAGAAAGUGAUGGAGAUCAAACUAGUGAAAGGACCCAAAGGUCUGGGCUUCAGUAUAGCAGGCGGAGUGGGGAACCAGCACAUCCCAGGUGACAACAGCAUCUACGUCACCAAGAUCAUUGAAGGAGGAGCUGCACAUAAAGACGGGAGGCUGCAGAUCGGAGACAAACUGCUGGCUGUGAACAGUGCUUGCCUGGAGGAGGUGAGCCACGAACACGCCGUCACUGCCUUGAAAAACACUCCUGACGUGGUCUACUUGAAAGUGGCUAAACCCAACAGUGUCUUCAUGAACGACAGCUUCGCCCCGCCCGACCUCACCAACUCAUACUCCCAGCACAUGGAGAACCAUAUCAGCCCCCCCAACUUCCUGGGUCAGCCCCUCCCCCCGCCAGCAUCCUCAGGACGCUACUCCCCGACCCCGAAGAGCAUGCUGGGAGACGACGAUGUCACCCGGGAGCCCAGGAAGGUGGUGCUGCACAGAGGAGCGACAGGACUGGGCUUCAACAUCGUGGGCGGGGAGGACGGAGAGGGAAUCUUCAUCUCCUUCAUCCUCGCUGGAGGACCAGCUGACCUCUGUGGAGAGCUGAGGAAAGGAGACAGACUCGUCUCCGUAAAUGGGGUGGACCUGCGUAACGCCACCCACGAACAGGCAGCCGCCGCCCUGAAGAACGCCGGGCAGACGGUGACCAUCAUCGCCCACUACAGACCAGAGGAGUACAGUCGGUUCGAGGCGAAGAUCCACGACCUGAGAGAGCAGAUGAUGAACAGCAGCAUCAGUUCUGGAUCUGGAUCUUUGCGAACGAGUCAGAAGAGGUCGCUGUACGUCAGAGCUCUGUUCGACUACGAUAAGACCAGGGACUCCGGUCUGCCCAGUCAGGGACUCAACUUCAAGUUUGGAGACAUCCUCCACGUGGUGAACGCCUCUGACGAUGAGUGGUGGCAGGCCAGACAGCUGACGUCACAGGGGGAGGUGGAGGAGGUGGGGGUGAUCCCCAGCAAAAGACGGGUUGAGAAGAAGGAGAGAGCGAGAUUAAAGACGGUGAAGUUCAACGCAAAGUCUCGAGACAGAGGGCAGUCUCUCAAUGACAAGCGUAAAAAGAACCUCUUUUCCCGAAAGUUUCCGUUCUACAAGAGCAAAGAGGCGAGCGAGCAGGAGACCAGCGAUGUCGACCAACAUGUGACCUCUAACGCCAGCGAUAGUGAAAGUAGCUACCGUGGGCAGGAGGAGUACGUUCUGUCGUAUGAACCCGUCACUCAGCAGGAAGUGAACUACACCCGUCCCGUCAUCAUCCUCGGCCCCAUGAAGGAUCGGAUCAACGACGACCUGAUCUCUGAGUUCCCAGACAAGUUCGGAUCCUGCGUCCCUCAUACGACCCGGCCGAAACGGGACUACGAGGUGGACGGCAGAGAUUAUCACUUUGUGGUGUCCAGAGAGCAGAUGGAGAAGGACAUCCAGGACCACAAGUUCAUCGAGGCGGGACAGUACAACAACCACCUGUAUGGAACCAGCGUACAGUCGGUCCGAGAGGUGGCCGAGAAGGGUAAACACUGUAUCCUGGACGUGUCGGGGAACGCCAUCAAGAGACUCCAGCUGGCGCAGCUUCAUCCCAUCGCCAUCUUCAUCAAACCCAAAUCUGUGGAGAACAUCAUGGAGAUGAACAAGCGUCUGACAGAGGAGCAGGGCAGGAAAACCUUCGACAGAGCCACCAAGCUGGAGCAGGAGUUCACCGAGCAUUUCACAGCCAUCGUUCAGGGUGACACUCUGGAGGAGAUCUACGAUCAGGUGAAGCAGAUCAUCGAGGAGCAGUCGGGUCCGUUCAUCUGGGUUCAGUCCAAGGAGAAGUUAUGAGGUUCAAAACUCUGUCUGCGCCAUCGCUCCUCCUCUCUUUAGAUUCACUUUGUUUUACUUUGAAAAGAAAAGUCGACCUGCAGACAGCAGCCUCCUCCCUCCUCCCUCCUGCCUCCUCCCUCCUGCCUCCUCCCUCCUCCCUCCUGCCUCCUCCCUCCUCCCUCCUCCCUCCUCCCUCCUGCCUCCGGAUCAACGAUACGACACACCGGCUGACCAGAGCGUUGUUUCAUUUUGUAUUUGUUUUGCCUGAAUAAGACUCCAUUGUUGGGUUUCCUGACCAGCAGAGUAAAGCACACAGGAAGUUUGAUGACAUCACUCAACACGGUACAGCUCCUUAAUGUUUAAGGGAGGAGAAGAAGAAGACGUGUCCAUGAAAGUGGCGAGAAGAAACGUACGAAGAUGAUUUUAUCUUUUUUU
Messenger RNA from Epinephelus lanceolatus (giant grouper), 4218 nucleotides. It is a transcript of the gene dlg1b, whose product is annotated as discs large MAGUK scaffold protein 1b. Gene Ontology annotation, molecular function: ionotropic glutamate receptor binding; protein kinase binding. Gene Ontology annotation, biological process: establishment or maintenance of epithelial cell apical/basal polarity; receptor clustering; receptor localization to synapse. The record is from RefSeq and is a predicted model, not a curated record. Lineage: Eukaryota; Metazoa; Chordata; Actinopteri; Perciformes; Serranidae. Gene Ontology annotation, cellular component: basolateral plasma membrane; postsynaptic density membrane; neuromuscular junction.